This is a messenger RNA of Cornus florida, 979 nucleotides long. Its product is annotated as nodulin-26-like. The transcript has 5 exons. Gene Ontology annotation, biological process: transmembrane transport. Bases 1 to 840 code for a protein of 279 amino acids. Lineage: Eukaryota; Viridiplantae; Streptophyta; Magnoliopsida; Cornales; Cornaceae. Gene Ontology annotation, molecular function: channel activity. The record is from RefSeq and is a predicted model, not a curated record. Gene Ontology annotation, cellular component: membrane.
AUGGCAGAAACACCUUCAGCUGGUUUUAGCAUUUCUCCGAAACGUAAUUUGUCUAAUGAAAUCUCCAUCAUGAUGGAAAAAUUUAAGCCUAAACAUCCCUCCAACACGACUGGUUCUCCAUCUAACUUCCAGAAGAUUGUUGCAGAGCUCGUGGGGACGUACAUUCUUAUAUUUGCAGGCUGUGGGGCUGCUCUGGUUGAUAGAGAGAGGACACUGACAAUAGUGGGCAUAGCAGUGGUUUGGGGUUCAGUUUUGAUGGCAAUGAUAUAUGCACUUGGACACAUCUCAGGUGCCCAUUUUAAUCCUGCAGUCACCAUUGCCUUUGCUUCUGCCUCCAGACUUCCAUUACCACACGUGCCAAUGUAUGUUGUGUCCCAGUUGUUGGGUUCAACACUUGCAUGCCUCACUCUUAGACUAUUGUUCAAUGACCAAGACAAUAUUCUCCCAACACUAACCCAGUACUCUGCUUCAACUACUGAUCUUCAAGCUCUUGCAUGGGAAUUCAUCAUCUCUUUCACUCUGAUGUUCACCAUAUGCGGCGUAGCCACUGAUCACAGAGCGAACAAACAACUUUCUGGAGUUGCAAUAGGAGGUACAGUGUUGCUUAAUGUCAUGAUUGCAGGGCCGGUCACUGGAGCUUCAAUGAAUCCGGCAAGGAGUAUAGGCCCUGCUGUAGUCUCUGGUGUUUACAAAAAUAUCUGGGUUUUCGUCGCAGCCCCUAUAAUAGGAGCCAUGGCUGCAACCUUUAUAUACAGUCUUCUUCGAUUGCCUGAGCCAAAUGAAUCCAACGACACAACCAAAAGCAUAAACAAUGAUCUAUACCUUGAUUCUAUACAGUAGAAAGAAUUCCUUCCAAGUGGGAAGUUAAUCUGAACUCCGGGAAAGUGUUAGCAGAAAUGCAGAAUGAUGCCUCAUUGGAUUUCUCUCAAGAAUUCAGUAAUACAAGAAAUGAUGUUCCAAUUUCUUGUUGCAGUUUGAA